Molecule: messenger RNA, 2751 nt
Organism: Hermetia illucens (black soldier fly)
Lineage: Eukaryota; Metazoa; Arthropoda; Insecta; Diptera; Stratiomyidae
Gene: Paip1
Product: polyadenylate-binding protein-interacting protein 1
Exons: 8
Coding region: 478-1857 (459 amino acids)
Biological process (GO): regulation of translational initiation
Molecular function (GO): RNA binding; translation activator activity; protein binding
Source: RefSeq, a predicted model, not a curated record
GGUCAUAUGUCAAUACAUAGAAAAUUGGAAUUUCAAUGGUAAUUUUUGGGAGUCGCACGGAAGGAAAAGAAGAAAAGUCUAAUUGUCGGCCGGAUCUCGAAUCGGUUGGUGGUGAUUUUGGUGUGAAAAGUUCCUAUAUUUUUUUCUAACUCCCUCACCGAUUCCCACGUACAGUCGCGAAACUCGGUUUAGCGUGGAAACGUAUUUCGCUGCACCGACGUGAAACGAAAGAUUUGCCAAUUGGACGUUUUCAAGUUGAUUGUUAGAAGCUGAGAACGGGGUGCAAGAGGCCGAGGAACCCAAGCGCGAAUUGAAGGAUAGAAUUUUCGCAGGCUCGAUUACGUUGGUCCCUUUUUAUGCGGUUUAAGUCUAGAUCGGAGGGAGUGCAUACCGCCGCGAUCGCGCAAUUUUACAGUUUUUAACAGGAUUGCGAACAGUUCCCGUAGAACGGAACGCGAGGAUCGAAAGGAUCGAAAAAUGGAUAAUCCAGGGCGUGCAAUUUGGGACAGGGACAUGGAGUACUCGGACAUGCGAAAACCACACGGAAGAGGAGGCGGCGGCGGCGGUGGAGCACAGACAUCUAACCACACUUUAUCGCCGGACGCUAAAGAAUUUAUACCAAGAUCUAAGCCUCAAACGGAUGCCCAAAUGCCACAACAGUUACCACACCAGAAUCAUGGCGGACAAUACGCCGACUAUCGUAAUUCGCCACAGGCCCCAUCGCAUCGAGGAUCAGGUCUACAUGACCGUUUGUUAAUGCAACAAUUUCCUAAUAACGGUGCGCACCACCAGCAUCAACAAUAUGAGUAUUCAAGAUCUAACGCAUCAUCGAACUCACAUCACCAUCACUCCAAUCAUCAUUCAGUUCAAAAUCGCCUGAAAAAUACGAACAAUCAAAACUAUCAGAAUUCCACGAAUAACGCGAAUUCGGAAUCUAGUCAAGCGAAUCAAAUGACAGAUGAGGAGAGCGUCGCUCUGACUUACAUCACGGAAGCUGUAAAAUUCCUGAACGAAGAUCCCGGCCUUUUUGACUCCUUAGAAUCUCACUUGUGUAAAGCUUUUGCAAAGUUCGGCGAUAGUGAAUUUAUUCUCAGCAAUGCUAUGGAAAUUAUAUUUGUUCAGUCAAUUGAAGAACAGAAUUUCCGAUACAUGGGAGCGAAAUUAUACCGCUUAUUAGAUUUGAUUAAUCCCCAACCAAGCAGCGUAUUCAGGAGAUUAUUGAAUUGCAAGCUAACAUAUCACCAAGAGGAAGUGCUUAAUUAUAUGACUCACGAACAAGCAAAAGUUAGGGCAACCACCCUAUUUCUUGCGGAACUCUAUAUGCAGUUAAAAAGUGAAACAUUUAGGAUAAAGGAAAUCGCACACAAUAUUAUAUACACCAUUAACCAAUUAUUGCGUACUUCAUCUCCGGAAAAUAUCAAAUGCAUUUGCUUAACCUUGAAGCUCUGUGGUUACGAACUGGAAAUGGAUUUCCCAGACGAUGUACGCGAAAUAAUGGCCAAGCUAAACCAAAAGGUUAACAACGUUGACGUUGGAACGAGUCGUAUUCUCGAAACCGUUCUGCUUUUACAAAAGAAUAAUUGGGGUCACACUGAAGCAGCCAAUCAGUCAUCUCCUGUUAACGAAAGUCCAGCCAGCUAUAGCGGUUUACCGGUCUUUUAUGGACCCGAUGGGGAAGUAAUGACCGAAGAAGAGAAUUCAUUUCUGCAGUCACAUAUUCCUCACGAUGUUGAUACUGAAAACGAUUGCGAUGAUUGUGAUAUUUUGGACCCCGACUUGGAAAUGGAUCCUGAAAUCGAAAGUGCUUACGAAGACUUCUUAAAGCAGAAACCAAAACACAUAAACAAGUCUUGUUAACUUCUGGCAAUAAGUAGAUACAUUGUCAGCAGGUAUGAACACCUACGAUUUUUUUUAAUAAAAAAAAAACUAUAUUUUGUUAGUUGUAAUAAAUUCUUUACAAGUAAAGAUUUUAAUUAUUCCGUAUUUUCGUAUGUAGUAGAGAAGCUGAAGGAGUCAAAAGCAAAAUGAAAUCUUAAUAAUGUAAUAAUUAAUGCUCAAAACUCGUUGCGCGCAUUCGCAUGCAUACAUUGUUUUUUUGUGUAAUAAGAACGCGCUGUUUUCUGGAAAACGAGAAAAAUACUUAAUUCCUUGUUUUGCAAGGUCAUCAAAGUCGUUUUCAGUCGUUCAUCAUUGGAACAAGUGCUUCUGCUACAGUCUGUAACUAUCGAUCUUAUUCAAUAGGAAAUAUUAGCGAUUAAAUUACUUAGAUUUUAGAAUUUGUUCUAAUUUUUCCAAAAUUGUAAUGUAUUAGUUUAAAUUUUUCGAAUUCCCAUUAAAAAAAAAAUGCAUUUGUUCACGAUUAGUUGGUCCUUCAUGUUAUGGUAAUUAGUCCGAACCGACUAUUCUCUGUAACGAGUACUUUCUGAUUAAAGUAUAGAAGAGAUAUCGUGUAUCUAGACAAGUAGUGCGGCACAAUGUAAAGCAUUUCAUGUUUGUGAUGAUUUGAUUAUAUAGAAAACCGGUGGUAAAAGGCUGUAAAUCCGUAUUUAUAUAGUAUCAUUAUCCUUUUUUAACUUUUUAAAGUAGUUUGCCAAUAGUUAUGAGCGUGUACUGUACUCUAUUUUGUUUAGAGAAAGUCAAAUAAAGUCGUUUAAAAUGCUAUUCAUUACAUAAAUCCACCGUAAAAGUGAUUUUACAUAUUUGUUGUUUAGGAUAAAUAAAAUAUCAAUAAAUGGGAGUUUUAUUCCUUUA